AUGAACGGUGUACAUACAACCGCUGCGAUCAUGGGAUCUAUAGAAGACGGGCACCAUCGGAAAAUCGUACGACUCGGAAAUAAGCUUCUUAAAUAUGGACCGUCCUCGCAAAUCGAUCUCGAGGUUGCAAAUAUACGCUAUAUCGCCGAGAAUACAACCAUACCAGUUCCGCAAAUAUACAAUGUCGAAACCCAUGCCGGUGACAUCAAGUCGAUCCUCAUGAAUUACAUCAACGACCGUACUCUGGAAGACGCCUGGUCGGACAUGAUUCCAUCCCAAAAGAUUUCAGUCGCACAGGAGCUUCACGGGUUUAUACUCCAGCUCAGAGACUUGGAUCAUAGAUCUGACCUCACGAGAAGGGGACAGAAGCUUCCAGAAACGCAUACCUGGGAUUCGAUGAUGAACCCAGGGUGCGAUGUCCAACUGAAUGCACACUCAUUCAUGGGAUUGGGCUCGCCGUUUCACGAUACCUAUCACCAACACCCACUGAUACACCGAAAAGACAAGCUGGUAUUCACACACGGGGAUAUUGCUCCGAGAAAUAUCUUGGUGAGCCAGGAAGGCCAAGUUACCGCCGUCUUGGACUGGGAGUACGCAGGGUGGUACCCAGAGUGGUGGGAGGCUGUGAAGGCAUAUGAAUUUUGCAACGACCUGCCUGGAUGGACUGCAUAUUUAUCUGUCAUCCUGCCCCCGAGUCAUGCAACAGAGUACAUGACUUUAGCACUUGCUACGCGUUUCGUCAGGUAG
Messenger RNA from Penicillium salamii, 747 nucleotides. Lineage: Eukaryota; Fungi; Ascomycota; Eurotiomycetes; Eurotiales; Aspergillaceae. The record is from the annotation of a GenBank genome assembly.